Molecule: messenger RNA, 687 nt
Organism: Didymodactylos carnosus
Lineage: Eukaryota; Metazoa; Rotifera; Eurotatoria; Philodinida; Philodinidae
Source: the annotation of a GenBank genome assembly
AUGGGUAAUAAAAAUGACAACGGAAAAGGUAACACGUUCAAGUCGGUUCCUUCUCCAACUGGAGCGCAAGCAUUACCCUGGAAUACGUUGCGCCAACAACAAAUACCAUCAUCUCGUGAUAAUGAUUCAGCACAUUCACAGAAACACCAUCAUCACCAUCAUCGAAUUCAUCCUGAACAUGACCAUGAAAAUCCUGAGAAACCUGUUACAACCUAUAGUUUAUCAUCGAGUAGACAAAACUCUUCUAACGGUCAUCAAAAAGAAGAACAUCAAAGUGUAAGGAUUGAAAAUAAACCUGUUGCCGAAAGACCAAUACAAUCUGCUUGGUUACAUCAAAAUACCGACCAACGCGAGUCAAAAAUGCAUUAUCCCCAACACAAACAACAACAUCAUCAUCAUCGCCACCAUCAUCAUCGUCACUGGUAUGGUAAUCAUAAUCAUCAUGAUUUUUAUAAUCUUUACUAUCAACAAGAUGAGAGACCUUUGGCAAUACGAAGGCAUAAACCUGUUGAGGACGAAGAAGAAGAAAAAAACCAACAUAAAAAUAAAUCAUUUACUGAAGAAUAUAUCAAAGGGGAGCCCGAUCCACAUAUUUCGGUAAAUUCAUCUAAAAAAACGAGUGGAAUUCCCUUAAGAAUGGAUCAGCGAGAAAAUUUAAACGAGUUCAUAAAAGUAUCAAUGAAAUAA